UACAUGUAUAUCUGUAUGUAUGUAUGUAUGUAUGUAUGAGUGCAUGAUGAAUGUAAGUAUUGGAAUUGCUGAAUGCAAUAUAUAGAAACAACUGAGAUAUAUAUUUUUUAAGAUACAAGAAGUAAAAGGUGCUGAUUUUGCAAGACAACAGAGGAGAAUAACUCCGCCUUGAAAGAAGAGGCCUUUUCUUGUACCAAAUCCGGUCAUUUCUAUCAGUAUCUUUGAUCAAGCCUCCAACAACGGAUGAUCAUAGCUGGUGCUCAGUAGUCCGUGUCAACAAUGGUUGAAACACAUCUAAGUGAAGUAAGGGUUGAUCCAUUGAUCAACAAAGAGGUAGGGAUUCAUAACAACCAACCUCAAGAGCUGAAGAUGGAUGAAACACUAGAAAAUUACUCAUUGAAAAAGAAUGAGCGUUCUUCGUGGUUUAGUUUCAUAAUGAGAGAGGUCAAAGACACUACAAACAAUCAGCCACUCGGGCUAAAGAUUCCGAAAGUUUCAGACAAACUUAGAAAUGAAAACAAGGAAUGCUACAGUCCUUUGAUGGUUUCAAUUGGGCCUUAUAACUCUCAGGAUCCUCAUAACAAUCUCAGAGAAGCGGAGAUUCUAAAGGUUUCGAUGGCUCGCCAAUUCAUCGUAGAUAGUGGAAAAAACAUAGAACUCAUUUACAGUGAAGUAGAAGAGGCUAUCCAAAGCGCAAGAGAAUUUUACAACAAGAUCGACAUAAUAUGCUAUGAUGACGAGCAAUUCACCCGGAUGAUGUUUCUUGAUGGAUGCUUUAUUCUCCAAUUCAUCCACUGUGUGACUCAUAAUUAUGAAAAUUUAGAGAUGACCGAUCGGCAAGUUGCUGGUGUGAAGCGGGAUUUGUUAUUACUGGAGAACCAGAUUCCUUUUCCAGUCCUGAAAUCACUGACGAGGCUGAGGUACGAAAAAGAUGGCACUAAUCAUGGAAUGAAACAUGUGAAUGAUUUUCUUUUUUUCCAUAUUCUCAACCCGAAAGAUCAACCAUUGCGGACUCGAAAAUUACUUUGGUCUACCUUUAGUCUCCCGUUAAUGUUUCUUCCAAUUGCUCUUCCAUUUGUUUUAUCACGCACUUUUAGCAGCCAUAAUCAUGACCUGGUUUUCUUGAGCAUGGUGCCAGCAUUUGCCGUGAUGGAAUUAUGUCUCCUGAUACCAGCUUGGCUUUUGUGGUUACUACUAAGAAAGGGGAGGCAAGCCUCAGGAUAUGAUUCGCAAUGGCAGCCUGAUGAAGAACCUGCCCAUCUUCUUCAACUUCUAUAUUUUCUUUUCAUAGGUUCUCACUACAUAAAAGGCAAGUCGUCUUCACGAAGAUGCGGCCAUUGCUUGUCUUAUUUGGCCACUUGUCUUAAGAAAUUCAUUCCUACAAAGUGCAAGCCAGUUGCUCGAGGAAGGCGUGGCCAUUACUUGUAUUAUACUGCCAAGGAACUUAAGAAGGUGGGAAUCCACUUCAUGUCUAGUCAGACGAGUGCUUUGACGGAUGUCAAGUUCAAGUCAUCAUCUUUCUAUGGAACAUUGAAGCUUCCUUCAAUUACCAUAGAUGAGUCAACAAAGUCCAUGCUCUUCAACUUAGUGGCCUACGAGGCAUCUGCUGCACUCAAUCCACUUUGGGUCACUUCUUACAUAUGUUUCAUGGAUUCGCUGAUUGACGAUGCUGAUGACGUGAAAGAGCUGCGAUCAAAGGGCAUAAUUAUUAAUUUCCAUGGACCUGACCAGCAGGUUGCGGAUCUCUUCAACCAUAUGGGCAGUUUUCUUGAACCUGAUACUAGUGUUUAUAAUGAUGUUAAAAGAGAGAUAAAUGAGCAGUGUGAGAGCAUCGUGAAGAAAUGGGUAGCUCAGUGGCAGCAAACUCAUUUUCAUAGUCCUUGGGCCUUCAUUGCAUUUGCUGCCGCCGCUGUUGGUUUGGCUCUUACCACCACCUAG
Populus euphratica (Euphrates poplar) is the source of this 1938-nucleotide messenger RNA. RefSeq names its product UPF0481 protein At3g47200-like. Bases 280 to 1938 code for a protein of 552 amino acids. The record is from RefSeq and is a predicted model, not a curated record. The transcript has 2 exons. Lineage: Eukaryota; Viridiplantae; Streptophyta; Magnoliopsida; Malpighiales; Salicaceae.